Molecule: messenger RNA, 1527 nt
Organism: Sclerotinia sclerotiorum 1980 UF-70
Lineage: Eukaryota; Fungi; Ascomycota; Leotiomycetes; Helotiales; Sclerotiniaceae
Product: phenylalanyl-tRNA synthetase alpha chain
Exons: 4
Coding region: 1-1527 (508 amino acids)
Biological process (GO): phenylalanyl-tRNA aminoacylation
Cellular component (GO): phenylalanine-tRNA ligase complex; cytosol; cytoplasm
Molecular function (GO): phenylalanine-tRNA ligase activity; tRNA binding; ATP binding
Source: RefSeq, a predicted model, not a curated record
AUGGCGACCGAUUUACCGUCUGAGAUCCUUCAGGCACUCUCUCAACAUAACAAUAUCCUUUCCUCGGAAGCAUUCCCUCUUCAAAAGUCUACCGACAUUAAAGGUGCAUUGGAUCGACUUGGUUCAAGGUCCAUGAUUUCAUACGAGACAAUAGAUCGAGAAGAAGUUAUACUGGAAGCCGAAGCUGAAGAAAUUGCAAGCAAUGGCAGUCACGAGGCACGAGUUUUCGAGGCUUUACAAAAGGCAAUGGACGGGCUCACGGUUUCAGAAUUAGAAGCUGCUGUAGGCGAUAAGAAUGUGGUCAAAGUAGGACAGGGUAAAGCAUUUAAGUCGAAAUGGAUUGCAAAAGGUAAAGAUGGAAAGCUGGUAGCAUCGAUCGAUUCUAUCCAAGAUGUAACUCGAGAACAGCUCGAGAUCAUUCAAAAGACGCGUGCGCAUCCAGAUCCAAAAGUCAUAACCGAACUCAAGAAACGUAAGCUGGUAAAGAUGCAGAAGGUUAUUAGCUAUAAGAUCUCGAAGGGACCGAAAUUUGCCUUAGAAAUGGUCAAGGAGGAGACAGAUUUGACAGCAGACAUGCUUGCAUCGGGUGCCUGGAAAACUGCUGCUUUCAAACCAUAUAACUUCAAAUCUCUUGGAGCAGACCAAAACUCUGGUGCAUUACAUCCUCUGAAUAAAGUACGACAUGAGUUCCGCCAAAUCUUCUUCGAGAUGGGUUUCGAGGAAAUGCCUACAAACAACUUUGUUGAAACCGGCUUCUGGAAUUUCGAUGCCCUUUUCGUCCCACAACAACAUCCUGCUAGAGAUUUACAAGAUACCUUCUACAUAUCAGAUCCCAAAACUGCAGACAAACCACGCGCAGUGUCUGAGGAGGACAAAGCAGACUACGAGGCAUUGUGGAAGAACGUACAGGAAGUUCAUCAAGAGGGAAAAUACGGGUCAAUUGGUUAUAGAUAUCCAUGGGCUGCGGACGAAUCGUUACGCCUAGUUCUUAGAACGCAUACGACAGCGACCUCGACAGCGAUGUUACAUAAGUUAGCUCAACAGAAAGGGCCCGAUGGACGACCACCUCCAGCAAGAUACUUCUCCAUUGAUCGUGUAUUCCGUAAUGAGACUGUGGAUGCUACGCAUCUAGCUGAGUUUCAUCAAGUUGAGGGUGUUAUCGCAGAUUAUGGAUUGUCUCUCGGAGGUCUAAUGGAAUUCAUGGAGGUCUUCUUCAACAAAAUGGGUCUCGAAGAUUUACGCUUCAAGCCAGCCUACAAUCCUUACACCGAGCCAAGUAUGGAAAUUUUCAGUUAUCACAAAGGUCUCGGCAAACUGGUUGAAAUUGGAAACAGUGGAAUGUUCAGACCGGAGAUGUUGGAGGCCAUGGGUCUACCAAAAGAUAUGAAAGUUUUCGGCUGGGGAUUGAGUUUGGAGCGUCCGACUAUGAUUAAAUACAAGGUGAACAACAUUCGAGAAUUAUUAGGCCACAAGGUUGAUUUAGGGUUCAUCGAGAGAAAUCCAGCUGUCAGAUUAGACAAGACAUAA